AUGACUGUUGCGCUGCUCUUUGCGCUCGGCAGCGCAGCCGCCAGCCCGAACUCGAGCCUCCGUCUCGGCAUCUUUGCCGAGCCGCAACCUUUCAACGCGCUCUGCCUGCACAAGACGCUCACAUGCUCGAUCCAGCCUUCUGGCAUGAUUGCCGCCUCUGCGAUGGACUCUGGGCUGCUUGACGCCGCGGUGCUCGGCUCCGUGCCUUGGGCGGCGGCGGUGUCGCGCGGUGUCGAGCUGUCCACCUCGUAUAUCGUCCACGUCAAGCACGGUGACCAGGGCCUCAUCGCAAAGAGCGUCGGGCCGAGGACGCCCUUUGACUUGGCCAACACCAAGGUGGGCGUGGUCAAGGAGUCGACGACGCACCAGGGAAUGGUCUUCCUGAUCGAGCUCUUCCAGCUCCGCAACGUCACCCUCGUCUUCGAGGACAACGCCCGCAUGCUCGAGCUGUGGGACAGCGGAGGGAUCGACGCCGCAUUCUGCUGGGGCGAGCCCUACCAGGAGCUCCUCCGACGAGUGAACGAGAAGGAGACAGCCGCUGCGCUGGUUGCCGACGCGUACAUGCUCUCGCUGUGGGGCUUCCCCACCUUCAAC
This is a messenger RNA of Emiliania huxleyi CCMP1516, 594 nucleotides long. RefSeq lists its product as hypothetical. Lineage: Eukaryota; Haptophyta; Isochrysidales; Noelaerhabdaceae. The annotation marks the transcript as partial. The record is from RefSeq and is a predicted model, not a curated record. The transcript has a single exon.